AAGUUAUUAGUUAAUUAAAUAUUUUUUAGUUUGUCCCAAUAUGCGUUUUUUAAACUUUUAAUUUUUGGAAACAAACAUGUACCAGAUGAAUAUCAAGCAAAUAAAUAACUCCUUAUAUCACAAACGUCUUAUCAUUUCAAAAAACAACAUAUUUUUUUUAAUAAAGAUAGAUAAUUGCAUUGAAGGUUAUCGAUAACAACAGUAAAUACAUUGAUAUUACUCUAAAAGUUUGACAUACGUAACUGUUGAAUGUACAUAUUUUUACUGCCUUUAUAAUUAAAAUGUCUUCACGUAAAAGAGUGUUUGAUUUACUGAGAACAAUAAAUAUUGCAUCGAUUACACAAUAGGAUGUGUACAAAGUUUGAGGUCAACUACAGUAAUGCCAUACAAAACCAAGUUGUCAAUGCCCGGCUCAUGGAUAUAGAGGAAAUGUUCAAGUUUCAAGCACUACACCUAGUAAAGAUUAUGCUUUCGAGAUAAAAUGUUCGACUGUACGGUAUGGAUUAGGUGUGACAAAGGAAGUUGGUAUGGAUUUGGUUAAUUUAGGGGCCAAAAAUGUUUGUGUUAUGACAGACCCUAAUGUAGUAUCCCUGAGUCCUAUGAAAGCAGUUUUGGAUUCUCUUGUCAGUAAUGGUAUAAGCUACAGUGUUUAUGAUCAAGUUCGUGUGGAGCCUACGGACACAAGUUUGAAACAUGCAAUAGAUUUCGCGAAGCGUGGCGACUACGAUAGCUAUGUGGCUGUGGGGGGCGGGUCCGUAAUGGACACGUGCAAGGCUGCCAACCUUUACGCUUGCAAUCCGGACGCCGACUUUCUGGACUAUGUCAACCAGCCAGUAGGCAAAGGCAAAACCACCAUGGAGCCACUCAAGCCUGUCAUAGCAAUACCAACUACCAGUGGAACUGGUAGUGAGACGACAGGAAUGAGUAUAUUCGAUUAUGAAGAGAUAAAAGCAAAGACAGGUAUCGCACACAGCGCGUUACGGCCACUCCUGGCGCUGAUAGAUCCUCUGCACACACUAAGUGUACCACAAACUGUGGCAAACUACGCAGGUUUUGACAUCUUCUGUCAUGCGCUGGAGAGUUUUACGGCUAUACCAUAUACAGAGCGAGGCCCUGCUCCGUCCAAUCCCGCUCUGAGACCAGUCUAUCAGGGCAGUAACCCUAUAUCAGAUGUUUGGGCUAGAUUCUGUCUUCAGUGCCUUAACAAGUACUUCGAGCGGUCAGUAUACAACUCGGAGGACAUAGAGGCACGUUCUAGUAUGCACUUAGCGGCUACCAUGGCCGGCGUGGGCAUUGGCAACGCUGGCGUGCAUCUCUGCCACGGACUAGCUUAUCCCAUCGCUGGGAAUGUCAAAGAUUACGUCCCGAAGGAUUACGGUACUGAGCCAAUGAUACCGCACGGUUUAGCGGUAGUACUGACUGCGCCAUCGGUAUUCCGCUUCACCGCGGCAAGUGAUCCCGACAAGCAUCUGGAGGCGGCGGCCAUAUUGGGCGCUGACGUCACGGGCAAGAAGCAAGCCGACGCUGGGCGAGUACUCUCCGAUACUAUAUUAAAAUACAUGGAUGUAAUGAAAGUGGAGAAUGGCUUGAACGCGAUCGGGUACUCCGCACAAGAUAUACCGCAGCUAGUGAAGGGAGCUUUACCGCAGCAUCGUUUGCUAAAGAUCGCUCCGAUCCCACAAUCAGAAGACGAUUUAUCAAAAAUUCUCGAAGAUUCGCUGACACUCUACUAAUUAUUUAUACAAAAGGAAACUUGGUAUUCGAAAAUGUUUAUCUUAUAUGCUAAAACUUUAAUAAAAGAAUUCACAAUUUA
Molecule: messenger RNA, 1813 nt
Organism: Papilio polytes (common Mormon)
Lineage: Eukaryota; Metazoa; Arthropoda; Insecta; Lepidoptera; Papilionidae
Gene: T3dh
Product: probable hydroxyacid-oxoacid transhydrogenase, mitochondrial
Exons: 9
Coding region: 528-1733 (401 amino acids)
Cellular component (GO): mitochondrion
Molecular function (GO): metal ion binding; alcohol dehydrogenase (NAD+) activity
Source: RefSeq, a predicted model, not a curated record